ACGUGUGUCUGGACUCUUCACACUAGCGUAGGCUGGGCUGCAAUCAGCAUGCGUGUUUACUUCAGUCUUCACAGAUCCAACUGAACAAAGGACUACACAGUCUUGAACAAAGGAACAAUUUUUAUUGUUAAACUAUGAAGGCUGCAUUAAUUGUUGGCAGGGCUGAAACUACCUACAAGCUGGGCUACAAGGCACAAACAAUACCAGAUGGUCUCCCUUUCAAUUAAUAUUACAAUUCUGCAGUGAUUACCCGAAAUAUUGGUGGUAUUGAUCUGUGUUUGAACUUUGAUAUUACACAGAAUGUGCAAUUAUAUCCAGUCAGUUUAGGAGUGCCGAAUCUGUUUGAUGAUCAACUGAAACAAUUAAUGAUUGAAGUUUUCAUAAUUUGUCUGGACCAUCAAAUGGAAACAGCUGAUUGCGGGGAAGUUCAUAUAGUAUAAUAUGGUCAUUUCAUAUAUUAUUUAGCGUUUCAUGCUCUAUUUUAUAUUAACGCUGUGGGAAUGUAUGACAUAAAAUCUAUAAUCAUAUAUCAUAUAUAUAGCAUUGAAUUAGCUAUAGGAACGAUACCUAAGGCCUGUCUUUAGACCAAAGGUCCUGUUCAGAAAAUCUGACACCUAAGAGUCAAGGAUCUGUAGAAAGAGGGACCUGUCUUAACAUCAGAUACCUUGAACCUAGGGACUAGAUUUGAUAUAAAUCAAACAAUUAAGACCGAGUAACCUGAUUUUAAUGCAAAAGCUGAAAUCCAGGGAUAUGUCUUAAAUGAAAUGCAGGGACAGUAGUAAAGAUUCAUUUACCCUACUAGACACAAUUAAUUAAGCCCUAUAAGAAAGUAAGGAGCCUGACACAACAGAUAUGGGAAGUGCAUCUACAAAGUUCCGCAAACAUUUACAGACAGGGGAUGAGUAUGCGGCUCUACACCUCUAUAACAAUAGCUCUGAUUUGCGUAAGGGCCUUGACCCUAACAUAUCAUAUGGGGAUCAUUACAACCAUGAGACACCACUGCAUUAUGCGGCCAAGCAUGGGAUGAAGUCAUUGUUGAGAAUUUUCCUGAAUGAGCUCCAGGGGAAUCCUAACAAGAAGAACAGUCGCAAUGAGACCUCUCUCCACUGUGUAUGUAUGGCCAUGAAUGGUCAGAACUUCUCCGUGCAGCAGCGCAGACUUGAGUGCCUCAUGCUCAUCUUACAGUGGAAAGGAGCUACAUUGAAGGAUGGGGAGGUGGAGAAAGCUGAUCUUGGAGGACAGGAUGAGAAACAAAACACAGCCCUGCAUUAUGCUGCAGCAUCAGGUCUUAAGAAAUCUGUAGAGUUGCUUGUAUCUCAAGGGGCCCCUUUAUUUACGGAGAAUGAGCAGAAACAGACCCCUUGCGAUUGUGCAGAGAAAAAUAACCACAGCAACAUUGCGUUAUAUCUGGAAUCUAAGAUGGUAUUCUCGAAUGAGAGCGAAGAUGAACAGCAAGAAGAGACGGAUGAUAUGAACCAAUUAAUUGACACAAUGGAAGAUUACUGUGGACUGAGGGCUCAAGACUUACAAGAGGCCAAAGACCAACUGCUAGUUGAGACAUCUGACAUGUUACGUGUACCUCUUUUUACUGCAGAGGCCUUGCUAAGGAACCAUGAGUGGUCCAGGGAGAUGCUUCUGGAGGCCUGGAUGGGGGAUCCUAUAGCCUGCUGUGAGAAAUGUGGAGUCACUCCUCCCCCUAAUCUAUUUGAAGACCGUCCAAUGGCAGGCCCUCCUCAGUCUGUCGAUCAUGAUCUGACCACGCCUACUUAUGCUUCGGCUCCUGCUGAUGCUGUGUGUGAUAUUUGUGCUGGUUUAAUUGGCCACUCUGAAGAAGAGCUGGUCCCGAUGCAGUGUGAUCAUGCUUUCUGCCGAGGUUGCUGGAAUAGGUAUUUGACAGGGAAGAUCCAGGAAGGAGAUACGCACAAUAUAGGCUGCCCCGCUUACCAAUGUCAUAAGCUAGUUCCAGUGGAGGUAAUAGAGACAAUAGUUUCCAGAGACAUGGCACGUAGAUAUCUACAAUUUGAUAUAAAGGCAUUUGUCGACAGUAAUCCCAAUAUUAAGUGGUGUCCAUAUCCUGGGUGUGGUCGGGCUGUGAAGCUUCCUGAGGCGGAAGCAAGUACCCCUACCACCCCAAAGCCCAGGGAUCUGACAGAGACCUCACAUGCAGUGGAUUGUGGCAAUGGCCACUACUUCUGUUGGGAAUGUUUAGGAGAGGCCCAUGAGCCAGUGAACUGUGACUCGUGGAAGGAUUGGUUCACUAAGAUUUCAGAAAUAAAGCCUGAAGAAUUGGAUGGAACAGCGGAUACAUCUGAAUCAGCUGCAAAUUGUCUCUGGUUAGUGACAAACUCUAAACCAUGUCCUCAGUGCAAGUCCCCAAUACAGAAGAAUGAAGGCUGCAAUCACAUGAAAUGUUCAAAAUGUAAAAGUGACUUUUGCUGGGUAUGUCUCGAACCCUGGAAAAAACACAGUUCAGCCACUGGUGGCUACUUCAGGUGUAACAGAUAUGAAGUUGUGAAAAAGGUGGAAGAAAAUACAGAAAAUCUCAAAAGUGAUGCUGAAAGGAACAACAAAAAGGCCCAGGAAAUGAACAGAUUUGUUCACUACUAUACAAGAUUCAAGAAUCAUGAAAACAGUUAUAAAUUAGAAGAACCUUUGAUCACCACAGCUAAGGAGAAGAUGAUGGUUCUAGCCAAAGCCAUCACUGAUCCAGACACAGCUAAUAUAGAGACCAAGUUUGUAGAGGAGGGGGUGGUUCAAUUACUUAAGGCCAGGCGUGUACUUAAAUGCUCCUAUGCUUAUGGCUACUUCUUGGAGGAUACAGGUUAUAAAAAGCCCAUCUUUGAGUUCAUGCAGACUGAGCUUGAAGAAUGUACAGAGUCCCUGUCAGAAAUGAUUGCCCGUCCGUACCUACGUACCCCACGUGCCAAAAUAAUUCAGACUGCACACACAGUUCAGAGGAAGCGUCAUGAGUUUGUACAAGCCAUUGCUAAAGGUCUCGUACCUGCAGAUAAUUCUCCCUACAGGAAAAGGAAGACAAGAUUUAGCAUUGAUCUGGAUGAUGACUUGAAGAAGGCUCUAAUAGAGUCAUUAAAAGACCUAGAUCCACACAAUCCCUGGAUUAAGGACCCCACAGGACGCCACACUAAUGUUGCAGCCCUGCUUGAUUGGCCGGAGGAGAGUGAUGAUUCUGACACAGAAGUCUCCCCUGUCCCCAUAGCAACAAGUACCAGCAACCUUUCCAGUUCACCCCCUCCCCCAACUAACAACAAUUCAGGUAUAUGUGCACGAGGGGGAUGCAUGCGUCAGAAGGCACAGAACCCUCGUACUGGAACCUUACAUGACCACUGUAGUCUCAGGUGUAUGAGACUGGACAGGAUUGAGAAACAAGAGCUCAAAAAGGAGGGAGGGGUUCAACCAACCAGAGAGUUUGUGACAGACUACCAGAUAGACCUCCUGCGUGCCCUGGAGAUGUCCCGCCUUCAGUUCAUACGCGAUGACCAAACAGUAGCUGCUUCUGGAAGAAGGCCUGACACCCCUCCUGGUAACAGUCCUGUUUCGUCAACUCAAGAUAUCCCAUCAUCCUCUCAGAAGGAUGAUGUCACAAGUCCUGACAUCAGCGAUGUGGUGAAGUCAAAACAUGAGGGAGGUGUAGUUAAACGUGCAGUUUUAGAAAAUUUGGAAGACUUUGAUCGAGAGUUCAACAGAGCUUUGGAAAUGUCAAGAGAGGAGGAUAAUGAUCUGACAAUGGCUAUCAGACUGUCUCUACAAGAUUCAGGGGAGGAUGAUCUUGUUGCUGGAAGACAGAGACGGGUCCCUUCAAGGGAGGAGCUUCCCAUGAUAUCAAGUGUUGUGGCAAAAGUUCCAAACAAAAGUGUAGAGGACAUUCAUGAAGCUAGUUCUCAUGGUGAUUCAAGGGUACGGAGCACAUCUGUUGGAUCGAGGUCUCGCAGCGGGACCAUGGGGAGUGAAUUUGAGUUGCUAGGGGCAACUGGGGGUGCUGCGCCCCGACCACCGAUCAGUCCAAAAGUGCGAUUUAGUGACGAUGAAACUACGGAAGAUCAGGGUGAUUGCCUGUUCCCUCAAGCAGAUAUCUCAAAAACUAUAGAACAUACAUUGAAUAGUGUUAAUUCAAGCCCUUUUGGUUUGAUUAAGGAUAUCAAUGUCAGUAAUAUUUUUGUAAAAGACACAGAUAAAACAAAAAACUUUGAACAAAAAUAUUUUUUGUAUAACAACAAAAAAGAGGAUGGCAUAUUUGAGCCUCGUUUGUUGGACAGUUCCAACGCUUCAAACGCACAUGAGAAUGACCUUGGACUGCCCUCUGUAGGCAAUCCACGACGAGGUCGCUCUCGCGAGGAACCCAGCAUCAAUCCACAGUUCAGUUCAAUUGUAAUGAAAUGUCCCAACAGUGUGUCAGUGCUAGAUACAGUUUCUAGAUCUCCAUCUGAACUGGGCUCAUCCUUCUCAUUGGAUAGCACAGUUUCUAAAUCCUCAAAAAGAGAGACGGGUAGAACUGGUUCAUUCAGCUCUCUACAAGGUUCCAGUAGGAGUGGCAGAUCAAGCUUACAGUCAGAUGCUACAGCCAGGUGUCAGUCUGACCCCUUAAGGCAUGAUAAUACAGCUUUGGGGCCUGAUCAUACAGGGUUAGGGCCUGCAGCUCCUAUAGAUGUCUGGAUAAAGCAGACAACAGAACAAGUGAACCAACAGGCCCAGCAGACUCAACAGCAACGUGUGGAUGACACAUUAGACACAGCUUUGCAUAAUUUAACAACUCUCAGUAAUGAGCUCAACUAUACACAGAGCAGAGUGAGGGAUACAAGUUCUAGUCAGUCUAGUAGCCAACCAGACACUGUUGAGUUAGCUCAUAUGACUAGUUCUGGGUCAGAGGUCACCGGAGAUACAAGGUCAUGGUCAUCAGAGUCCAAUGAACAUGGCCAAGAGCAAAGUAAUAAUAGCUCUGGUAACAGUACUAGUAAGGGAGAUGCAGUGUUUGUAUAAAUGCUAGUGUUAUGAAUAUAUUUUCAUAUUUUUGACUUAUUAAGAUUGAAGAAGUCGUUGGGCUUAUUUAUUGAUAUGGAGAUGUGUGCAUGAUCUUGUUUAACAAGAUAGUACGUUUACUUGAGGAGUAAAAAUAAGAUUUAGUUUACUGCUUAUGUCUCAUAUGAUAGUUUCAAGCAUAAGAAUUAUGAAACAUAUUUAUGUUGUUUUAGUCUUGUUUAAGUUAAUAACUUAUACAUUAUUGUAAUCAAGGCUACACAAAUGGCCAGUGCUUCAAUUCUAUAACCAAAAUAAUGAUAAAUAAAAGAAGAAUCUCCAACUUGAAAUAAAAGCGAUUAAAGAUCACGAAGGCGUAAUAUUUUUGUUUGAAAUAUUUGAUCACAUUGAUCAAAUAAAAAACACCAAAAUUAUCUCAUGUAAACUGCUAAUUGAAUAUUAUUAGGUAUAUAGAGUUUUGUAAUAUUGUGAAAUGUAUUUGUGUUGUUGUUCUCAAUGUCUAGAUUGUAGACUUGAAUUGUUAGGAAAGCUAAAAUGAAUCAUCGAGGUAAAUACUUUAUUAAGGAUACACCAUUAGAAUAAGAAUUAAAGCAUUGUUUCUUUGUCAACAUAGUGUUAUAACCACCAUUUUUUUGUGAUCAUCAUCUGUAACAUUUGUUACAUUUUUUUCCAGGUGGUAACAUUUUGUCAUGUUAAUGUCUUG
This is a messenger RNA of Owenia fusiformis, 5695 nucleotides long. Lineage: Eukaryota; Metazoa; Annelida; Polychaeta; Sabellida; Oweniidae. The record is from the annotation of a GenBank genome assembly.